This is a messenger RNA of Trifolium pratense (red clover), 958 nucleotides long. RefSeq names its product COP9 signalosome complex subunit 8-like. Gene Ontology annotation, cellular component: COP9 signalosome. The transcript has 6 exons. NCBI's taxonomy places the organism in Eukaryota, Viridiplantae, Streptophyta, Magnoliopsida, Fabales, Fabaceae. Gene Ontology annotation, biological process: COP9 signalosome assembly; protein deneddylation. The coding region runs from base 204 to 797 and encodes 197 amino acids. The record is from RefSeq and is a predicted model, not a curated record.
AUGGUUCUAGUUGGGGUUUUCUCUUGUCGUAGAAAACAAACGACGUCGUUAGGACGGAAUAUAUAAACAAAGAGCAACACGCAGAAACCUCACUAGUUUGGUUCAACUGAAUUUUUCAUCCAUCAUCGCAUCGCAUCGCAUCACAUCAAAUCGAGGUAUUUGAUCUGAAACUAGUAGUAUUUGAGGAGAGUGAGAAGAUAAUAAUGGAUUUAUCGGCGGUGACGGCAGCAUUGGAAUCGAAAUCAUACGAGAAAAUUGCAGAUAUCUGCGAUAAUCUCAUGCUUCAGGUUGCAGCUGAUGGUGCUGCUUUUCACAACGAUUGGCCCUACGCAAUUCAUCUUCUCUCUCACUUUUAUGUUCAUGACAUAAACAGUGCUCGUUUUCUAUGGAAAACUAUACCUUCCUCAAUCAAAGAAAGCAACCCUGAAGUCAAUGCUGUGUGGAAAAUUGGUCAACAACUUUGGUUACGGAACUAUGGUGGAGUACAUGAGGCAAUCCGUGGUUUUGAGUGGAGUCAGGGUCUCCAGGAUUUUGUUGCUGCUUUCUCAGAGCUUUACACAAAGGAGGUUUUUCAGCUGCUUGUAUCUGCUUAUUCUACAAUAACUGUUGAAGAUGUUGCUUUAUUUCUGGGAAUGAGUGAGGAAGAUGCUUCAAGUUAUGUGCUACAGCAAGGUUGGACUGUGGACUAUGCCUCUCGGAUGCUUACUGUGAAGAAGCAACCUGUUGUGACCGAGCAGAAACUAGACCCCCGUAAAUUGCAACAGCUGACAGAAUAUGUUUUCCAUCUUGAGCACUGAUUCUGUACUAGCAUUGAAGCUGUUGAUAGUUUUGGAAAACAAAUUUUCAUGUUUUAACUUUGAUCUAUGAUUCGCACAUACUCAGUAGUUAUUGAACAUACUUAAUUUUGUAUGACAGUGAAACACUAAAGAAAUUGCAAAUUAGACAGGCUUUUGAGAGA